Molecule: messenger RNA, 599 nt
Organism: Penaeus monodon (black tiger shrimp)
Lineage: Eukaryota; Metazoa; Arthropoda; Malacostraca; Decapoda; Penaeidae
Product: betaine--homocysteine S-methyltransferase 1-like
Molecular function (GO): zinc ion binding; betaine-homocysteine S-methyltransferase activity
Source: RefSeq, a predicted model, not a curated record
CUGUGGCAGUUUCGGGUCUGUGAAGCACACGAGGUAUAUAUACAGGGAGGAAAUUGUGAUUCCAUCUCUUUCUCUCAACGAAUUCAACAGCGCUAGAAGAAGCUUGGGAGAGCAUCAGAGAAGAAACCCGUGAAGAGACAACCAUGGCAACCAAAAAGGGACUCCUUCAGCGUCUGGACGAGGGCGUGGUGAUCGGCGAUGGCGGCUUCGUGUUCGCCCUGGAGAAGCGUGGCUACGUGAAGGCGGGUCCCUGGACACCUGAGGCCACCAUCGAACAUCCCGAGGCCGUCCGCCAGCUUCACCGCGAGUUCUUGCGUGCUGGAGCUGACGUCAUGCAAGCGUUUACCUUCUACGCCUCGGAUGACAAACUGGCCAACCGGGGUAACGAGUCGAGCAAAAAAUAUACGUGUCGAGGUAUCAACGACGCAGCUUGCAGACUCGCCCGUGAGGUUGCAGAGGAGGGUGAUGGCUUGGUUGCCGGAGGCCUCUCUCAGACCCCUACCUACCUGUCAGGUCUUGGCAAGGAGAAGACACAGAAGGAAUUCCAGAAUCAAGUUGACGUCUUCGUGGAAAAUAAGGUGGACUUCCUUAUUGCUGAG